Molecule: messenger RNA, 1497 nt
Organism: Anthostomella pinea
Lineage: Eukaryota; Fungi; Ascomycota; Sordariomycetes; Xylariales; Xylariaceae
Source: the annotation of a GenBank genome assembly
AUGUCGAAACGUACAGCAGAUGCCGGCGACGCACAGACUCCCCUCAAGGGAGGCGAUCGUCCCGAGCCCAUGGAUGUCGACGACAAGGAAAUGGGAGAUUUCGCCGAUGAGUUUGAGGACGACUUCGAGAGCGAAGACGAAAUCUUGGAAGCUGGUGUCGACGGCAGGCCCGAUGCCGAACGCGAGGCCGAGGAACACGCAGCCGCCGGCGCCAUGGAAGUCGACAACGGGACCUUCAUCGUCGGUCGCAACAAGCUGGAAAGCGGCCAACAUCUUGCGCCCGACCUCGGCACCUACGAGAUGCUGCACAGCCUCAGCACGCCCUGGCCGUGUCUCUCGUUCGACAUCGUCCGCGAUGGCCUCGGCGACAAGCGGGAGAAGGCCUACCCCGCGACCAUGUACACAGUCGCCGGCACCCAGGCCGAGGGCAGCCGCGAGAAGGAGAACCAGUUGAUGGUCAUGAAGUUCAGUGGUCUGAGUCGCCAGCAGCGCGAAGACGAUUCCGACUCGGACGACGACGACGACGAUGACGAGGAGGCUGACCCCAUCCUCGAGUCCAAGUCCAUCCUGCUGACCUCGACAACGAACCGCAUCCGUGCCCACCAGAUCCCCUCAUCAGACAUGUUCAAGCCACCGACUACGCUGACCGCCACCAUGACCGAAUCCUCCAACGUCUUCAUUCACGACAUCACGCCGCACCUUGCAUCGUUCGACAACCCCGGGACCAUGAUUACGCCGCAACAGAACAAGCCCCUUUCGACCAUCCGGGCACACAAGUCCGAAGGUUAUGCGCUCGACUGGUCGCCUUUGGUGCCCGGCGGAAAGCUGUUGACUGGAGACAACGAUGGCCUGAUAUAUGGGACGACGCGGACGGACGGUGGGGGCUUCGUGACGGAUACGAGAGCUUUCCAGGGCCACACUGGCAGCGUCGAAGAGAUCCAGUGGAGCCCCCAGGAAGCGUCGGUGUUUGCUUCAGCUUCGAGCGACGGCACCGUUCGCGUGUGGGAUGUACGCAGCAAGAGCCGGAAACCUGCCAUCACGGUUCAGGUCAGCUCGACCGACGUUAACGUCAUGUCCUGGUCCCGACUGACAACCCACUUGCUUGCCACUGGUGCUGAUGACGGCGUCUGGGGAGUCUGGGAUCUGCGGCAGUGGAAGGGUGGCGCGGAAAAGCCCAGUCCGAUUGCGAGCUUCGGCUACCACAAGGAGCAGAUCACCAGUAUCGAAUGGCACCCUACGGACGACAGUAUGAUGGCCGUGGCGGCAGGAGACCACAAGGUUACACUGUGGGAUCUCUCGGUCGAGCUGGACGACGAGGAGAGCAAGGACACGGCGGGCGUCAAGGACAUGCCGCCCCAACUCCUUUUCGAGCAUAUUUCAGAGCACGCCAAGGAAGUACACUGGCACCCCCAGAUACCGGGCACCUUGGUUGCGACGGGCCAGGAGUUCAGCGUCUUCCGACCGAUCCCCGUCGUGUAUGGCAUCCAUGGCAAAUAG